CAAGUGCUGCUGUCAAGAGGUCAAUGUGUGUGAUUGGUUAAAGCAGUUGUGGCUCCGCCGGAGAUCUUUGUCUGUAUCAUUGAAAAAGCAACGUGUCACCGUAAUAUUUACUGCACCUUUCCUUCCUCAUGUCGCUGCAGGCCAAGGCUUUUGCCUUUUUAUUUCCAGGCAGUGCUCUGGUGAACUCGUUGUUAGCUACUGCCUACAUCUCCAUCUUUCCCAAUCUUCUUCUUUACUUCGUACCUCCGGACAUCAACACUGGUUCUUUGAAUGUCUUGGUGAGCUUUGCUGUUGGUGGCUUGCUUGGCGAUGUAUUUUUGCAUUUGCUGCCUCACGCCUUUUUGGGAGAACACGACCAUGGCCAUGGUAACGAGCACGUUACUGUUGUUGUGGACAAUCAAAAGAAUGUGCUUCUCGGAUUGGGAAUUUUCGGUGGACUCUUCUUUUUCUUUAUUAUGGAUAAAAUGAUGCGUGUAUUCAACGGGGGAAGUGGCCAUGAUCACGGCCAUAGCCACGGUCACAGUCACGGAGAAGAAAAGGAACAUCACGAUGUGGAACCCCUCGCUGUAAAGAAGUCGGACUCGCAUGAAGGCCAGUUGCGUCAAAGAAAAUUCGAAAAGGAAGGCUCCGUCAAAAGCGAACCGAGCGCUUCGAACGAUGACAAGAAGAGUGAAAAGGGCAUCAAAUUGAGUGCAUAUCUCAACCUUUUGGCGGAUUUCACGCACAACAUGACGGACGGAUUGGCUAUGGCUGCUUCUUUCUACGCAUCGCCUGCGGUUGGUGCUACAACAGCUGUUGCCGUCUUUUUCCAUGAAAUCCCGCACGAAGUAGGUGACUAUGCCAUUCUUAUUCAAUCGGGUUUCAGCAAGAAACGAGCCAUGAUGGCCCAAUUCACAACCGCAAUCGGUGCCUUCCUCGGUACCGUUAUCGGUAUUAUCAUUGAAGAAUCCUCGCAAUUGGAGAAAGGCGCGGCUCAUCAUUCGCAUGCGGGUAUCCUCGGUACCGAUCUUCGUUAUGGUGAUCUUGUAAUUCCUUUCACAGCCGGUGGUUUCCUUUACAUUGCCACCGUUGGUGUCAUACCCGAGUUACUUGAAGUGACAGGUAGCUUUGUCAAAGACAGACGACAGGCCGUCACUGAAUUUGCAGCCAUGCUUGUUGGAUUAAGUCUUAUGGUGGCCAUCGCUUGGAAUGAUGUAGCUGCUUAAAACUUUUUUUACAUUAAUGUUUUUGUUUUUACCUUAUUGCCAUUGAACAAACUCGAUAUUCUAAGCUCACAAUAAAAGAAAGCAAUACCAUAUCCCUCGAUUGUUCAUGGUAUACUGCCCAUCGGUUUUUGCAUGCAAAUCUUUU
This is a messenger RNA of Radiomyces spectabilis, 1350 nucleotides long. RefSeq names its product Zinc/iron permease. Gene Ontology annotation, molecular function: zinc ion transmembrane transporter activity. Lineage: Eukaryota; Fungi; Mucoromycota; Mucoromycetes; Mucorales; Radiomycetaceae. The transcript has 2 exons. Bases 129 to 1205 code for a protein of 358 amino acids. The record is from RefSeq and is a predicted model, not a curated record. Gene Ontology annotation, cellular component: membrane. Gene Ontology annotation, biological process: zinc ion transmembrane transport; intracellular zinc ion homeostasis.